UAAGCGAAAUGGAGCCUAGAGAUGCCUAUCAGGAGCUGGACGACAUCCACCGAGGCAUCCUUGCACUGCAGAAAGAGGUGCCGCGUCAGAGAGAUGUGGCCAACGCCAUCAGCCACCUCACGGACAAACAGGUGGAACUGCAGUAUACAGCCGGGGCAGGGCUGCCGAAGGGAGGGGGAUCGGGGGGGCCACUCUCCAGUCGGUUGGCCGUCAUAUGCUAUGCGCAGACACACAUACACGGCAUCCCCUUCGAUGGGGCGCUGAAAAGGUAAGGUCAGCUCACGUGGGGCUCCUGUGUUCAUGGCUGUACGUGCUUGUGUGUGCAUGUAUUUGUGUGUGCAGGGUGCUCAAGAAGCGGGCGAAUGUGUUGCCGAGUGCCGGAUGGUCGUCAGGAGCCAAGCAGAGGAAGUUUCUGCAGGAGGCGACACUUGCAGCACUCGCCCCGACAAAUCGAUGGGGGCCUGGCGGCCUGAAGGUACCACAGCACGUUAUGGACCAAUCCAUCACCAGCUAUUCGAUUGCCGUUUGUGUCUGUGUGACCACCAGUCGUAUCUUGAGAAAGGAGUUGCGAAGGAGGCGACCAAGGCGCUCACACAGGGCGAAAGUCAAACUGGGAAAGGCCUCACACACGACGAGGCGGCAGCCUUCCUGGUCACGGAGGAUGCGCAUGCCGUGUCUACAACAGACAACGACGUCACCAAGAAACUUCAGGCCAGCUUCACCGAGCCUGCCCUUUCGGCUCUCGUCCACACCCACUUCGGCACACGCAGGCCUCCAGAGUCCAUGCUGAGGCACAUCCACGAGCAGACGAUGAUCGAGUGCGCACAGAAAGGCAUCCCGCCCCCAUCAAUGGACAGCCGGGGGGAGGAGGGGCUCGUCAAUGUGCUGGCUGAUGCGCUGACAAUCGAUUUGGAAAAAGUCGAGUAUCCCUUUCGCGAAACGGCGAAGCGGCCGGGGUUUGUGAGUGUACAGGUGACCACGCGGCUGCCGACGGCCAUUUGGGACCCUGUCGAUCCGUCCAAGAAGUCCAUCACGAGCAACGAGCUGUCGAGCGGCGUGUUUGUGGCCAGAUGUGACUUUGAGCCGGGGACGGUGCGGCACCUCAGAUUCACCAUCUCGCACAACCAACUGAUCAAGUGAGACAGCAUACGAAGCCGCCCAAAACUGUCACUCGGUGUGUAUCUGUGGUUGGUCAGGACGUUGGUGGGACAUCUGGCGCAACCUGAGGCAUCCUUUGAGAGGCGGCUGCGCAAGAAGUUCUCCGACGGCGAGGCGCAGUGUGCCCUCAUCAAACAUGCUGUCGCAGACCUGUGCAGGAGGUGCGCAGCCACACACUAGCACACACAAGAGAGCUGCUAUCCUUCUUAUCUGUGUCAGAUCUCCACUGAUCGCUCCAACAGACAGGUCUCAUCGACAGGCGGCCAAGGACGCCUCCCGCGCCCCCUCCUCCCUUCUCCCAGACACCAGCGUGACUGAGUGGCGGCAGCCGACAGCAGCGGAUGUUGCGUCAAGGUCUUCGGCAAAGAAGUCAACACUCGCGCCGCACGGCCACAAGAGCGAGGGCGGGAGGGAAGAGGGAAGGCGCAUUGGGUUGGGAAAAGGGAUGGGGGAGCUGCUGGACUUGCUCAUGGGGCAGCUGAGCCGAUUUGCUAAGGUCGUGGGACCGUUCCUGCAGGUGGGUGUCUGUGUCUCCUCUAUGCGUGGGAUCGCAUGGGGCACUGUUGUGCGCUUGUGUCUGUCUGUCUCAGGGGGCCCCUGGCUGUGUAGACUUGAUAUCUCUCGGCGUGCUGCGGAUAAUGGAUGACGUCAUCGACACAUACGAGAACCAAAUGGAAGAGGUGCACCCACAGCCCAAGCCACAGACGCCCAUGGAUCGAUGGCAUCGACAACGUACGUAUGUGUGUGUGUGUACGUCUGUGUUAGGACAGCGAUGGGCACAGGCGGGCGCUGAGUGAGAAGGACAGAGAGAUCGACGACCUCCUGGAGCGCCAGAAGCAGAACGAAGGGGCGGGGUCUGCCUACAUGAAGCUGAAGGAAAAGUACCGAGAGCUCAAGGAGGAGAUGCAGAAACAGGAAGACAUGUGGUGAGCACGCCACGCACACACACAGGCAGUCAGGCAGGCUGCACUUGCACUUGGAUCGAGCGACCCUUUGUGGGUGUGUUGCAGGUCUGACUUGUUGCGGCAGAAGAAUGACUUGGAGGUGGAGAAUGAGGAGCUGCACGACCGGGUGGAAGAGAUGGAAAGGAUCAUCAAAGCCUCCCAGGAAGGUACAAAUGAGUGGAGUGGUGGAAAUGGCGGUGAUGGAUGGCUGCUACACGCACUGGCAGGAAUGGAUGAGCCUCCCGCCGAGCCAUCGACGGGCACGCUACAGAGCCCUAAGAUACCUGGUGCUGUGCCGCCAGCCGAUGGGAUCAGCAGGCGCAAGUCGAUGAUGUACAUCAUGCAGAAGAUGGUCAUGCGCAUGCCGGCAGCCACACAGACGGGCGACCUGAGUGAGCACGACGACCAGCGGGAGAUCCAUAGCCUCUUCGACGGCCUCAGUUUUUUUCAGGUGGGUGCAUGCUACACACAGCACAAGUCAUGUCUCACUUAAUCCAAGAUCGUCUGUUUAUUUUGAUGCGUGUGUGUGCGUGUGUGUGUGUCUGUAGGAUAGGACGGCAGACUUUCUGUAUGAUCCCGUGAAGAGGAGAUACAAGAGAAGGGCCGCAGCGGUACGAGCCUCACGACGAUCGGUGGCAAUGUUGUGUCAUGUCUCGUCCCUGAUGUCUGCUGGCAGGAGGAGGGACUAGACGUGAUGUCGAAACAAAGGUAGUCGAUUACCACUCUGCACAUUUCUUUCAAAGAGGCGUAUGGCUGCAUCUCUUUUUUGUGCAGGGACAAAGUGAAGAAGACGCUCACGGCACUCUGCCAAGCUCAGAUGGAUAGCAUUGCCCAAAAGGCUGGGCCGUCCCUGGGUGACUCACGCAAAGCCAUCCAACAAGCACUCACCGACCAGGCAGACGCUAGGUACGCCAUCCACAUGUGAUAUCGAACACCCCUGUUCGAAGCGUGUGUGCGUGCGAAUAUGCAGGUAUCGUUCUCUCGUGGAUCGGCUGGAUCAGUCAUAUGAGCUGUACGAGGGCGAAUACAAGGCACUGUCCGCCUCACUCAAGAAGCUGCAGGUGGGUUUAGGUGCCCCCGCCCGUUGCGUGGGCCGACACUUUCGGAUGCGUUUGCUAUUCUCCUUUUCUAUGGAGCAGCAAGAGAAGUCCAUUGUGGGUCUGAGUGAGGAGGUCUCGCCACUCAGAUCGAACAAGGAGACGCAAACAGAUGCGGUGAGACAAGGAGGAGGGGCCCACCUGUGUGCGCGUCGCUGUGUGUCAUCCUGUCUGUCUGCUUGUGUGUCAGUCUCUCAAGGCGACUGUGGCCAAGCGUGUGCGUCGCAUGAGUCAGGAGGACUUCCUCAAAGACACCGGCACAAAGCCAUCCACACUCACCAAAGAACAGGUAUCCCGCACAUACACAAUCCUACGAUCUAGAAGAGCCCGCAGACAUCUGGUUGAUGGAUCAGUUUGCCGCUGAGGGCAGAGACAUCCUCGUCACAUGGGCCAGCCGACUGCUCAAAGCAAGCGAGCCCAUGCAGACACAUAGAUGGACGCCCAUGCAAUGUCCUGUCUCUGCUGCUAAUCGGCUUUUCAGGAGCAAGAGGGUCCGCUGUCCGGUGUUAAUCGCUAUCGGCUGACGCAGCACCUCACCACCUACUACCUGCGGAAAUACGGCCUCGUCUCCCUCACCAAUGCGGCCAAACAGAACUUCAGCAGCGCCGUCACCGGGCAGCUGAGCAGCAACCACUUCGCACAGCUAAUCAUCAGGCACGCACAACUCACAUGACACACAAGCAUUGACACCUCCUUGUCUCACGUGGGGUGAUGAAUCGACCGUCAGGAUGUUGUGCGACGAGACUGACGACGCCGACUCAUACCCCUUGCCGGACUUUCUCGAGUCCAAGAUGCAGCACCAGUUCAUCAACAAGGGCCACUCACACACUAACGGCUCGACAGACUUUGCCAACGAAGGAUUCCUGCGCCUGAAAUUUCGCAAGUUGGGGAGGCUGGCAGCUCAGCAGACGUCUCUCGCUGUGCGGCUGCUGCACGAAAUGGACACCAUUUGGAAGGGCGACAAGGACAGCAAGAAGACAAAGAGGCGGAGCGGGCCAACGGGCGAAGUGCAGGGCGUGGAUGUGUGCCUGCAAGCGGCGAAUGCGUGAGGGACCAUUGCGUGCAAGGCGAAUGAAAUGUGUGUUGGCUCUUUUCAAAACGUCAGGCUUUUGAAGGAUGCAUCGCCUGUGCUGACACAUGAGUUCCACCGAUGUCUGGCAGACUUUGCCCACAUGGAGUCAGAAGCCGCCGCCACUCCAAAUGGCGACGUAGGCACAAAAGAUAACAAGGAAGAGCCACAUCCCACCGUGCUUGUGUGUCCUGCUUGCUGUCUCUAUGCAGGGCAGUCGCACGUCGUCUGGCGAUCCUCUGGUGCGCCUGGCUGCGUUGGUGGGGAUGUGCAUCGUCAGCUACAUGAAGAAGGCAAAGCCGCACACAGUCGUCGCCGGCACCUGGCCAGUGGACUCAUGGCAGCUCAUUGCCAAGGGUGGGCUGAAGAGCGGGAAGAGGAGUAAAGGGUGCUUGUGUGCAUUCCUUGGAUGUGUGUGUCUGCGGGCGUCAGGCGAAGAGAAUGCCUCAUUUGAGAGUGUCUACAAGUGGCUGAGACACAAGGCCAAAGUGCACUUCAACCGGGUGAGCGCACUGGCCGUCUCUUAUCCAACCGAUUACUUGGACACCUUACGUGUGCAUGUCAGAGUGAGAUAUCUGCCGUGUUUGCUCGGGAAGGUCUCGUCGACAAGGACAGUGCCGCGGACGGGGCAAAUGCGACCGUCAGCGGACCCGCGUUCAGGAGACUUUUCAUGUAAUGAGAGACUGCACGGGCAGACAGAUGAGAGUGUCUGGACGGUGUCUGUGUGCGCGUGUGUGUGGAAUGGUGUCAGGAAGACCAUGACAGCCGAUUAUGCGUGUGUCGUGUCCGACGCGUCUGCCAUGUGGUGCAUAGUCAUCGCGGCGGUGCAGGAGCACUAUCACAAAGCCGACGUCAUCAACACCAUAUUCGACCAAUUCGCCACCUCUGGUAAGGUUACAGAGACAAAGAGGGAGAGACAUGAAUACGGUCCUCUAUGCUUGUGGUGUCUGUCGAUGUGAUGUGAUGUGGCGAGCAGGUGACGGCCUGUUGCAGCUGGAUGAGUUUUCUGCUUUCAUGCGGCACCUCGACAGCAACGUCUCCGAGAGCACCAUCGAGUCCAUCUACGUCACAUCCAUCGACUACGGUACGCCACGUGUCCCGUGUCUCACCUCUCUUCUCUUCAUUACCUUGUGCCUCUGUUCAUCUCUCAGGCGAGGCUGACGCCUUCAGCAAGGCAGGUCUGCUGGCAUGUCUGGAGGACUUCUCCUUCUUCGCUUCGCCCAACUUCCUGUCUCGGUCUGAGGAGCUGAUCGAGCUGGCGAGGAGGCAAGAGCCAUCCCUCACGCCCCUGAGCCACAGCAGCAGCAGCAGCAGCUCUGCAUCGGGGCGUGAUUGAUAUGAUGCUCGUGUGAUCCCAUUCGCUUUCAUUGUGGGUGCCUUCGGUCAGUGUACAGUGAGCAGAUUUGAGCUGUCAGUGACAUGACGGACACUUGGGUGGGUCCAAUACAUUGUCCUGUGCUGACGUGGGAACAAUAUACGAAGAGACACCACAAUAUAAAAUGUAGGCAACGAUGAG
Vitrella brassicaformis is the source of this 5784-nucleotide messenger RNA. The record is from the annotation of a GenBank genome assembly. Lineage: Eukaryota; Vitrellaceae.